Messenger RNA from Drosophila elegans, 607 nucleotides. RefSeq lists its product as uncharacterized. The transcript has a single exon. Lineage: Eukaryota; Metazoa; Arthropoda; Insecta; Diptera; Drosophilidae. The coding region runs from base 97 to 489 and encodes 130 amino acids. The record is from RefSeq and is a predicted model, not a curated record.
CUUCGAGACGCACAGCAAAAAACACCCGGGAUAUACACACGCACCCAGAAGUCAGGACCCAAAACUAAAAUCUGAAAACUAAAAACUCAGAGCAAGAUGAAGGUGUUCAUUGUACUGUGCGCAUUGGUGGCCUGCGUUUCCGCAGGAGUGGUGCGAUCCUCGGGCUGGGGAUCGAAUCCUUGGGGCGGCAGCAGUUCGGGCUGGAACAGUGGGUGGACCGCCCAACAGCCGCAGGUCAUCAAGGUCAUCAAGCUCGGAGGAGGCGGUGGCGGCCACUCUGGAUGGGGCAAUAGCGCCGGAUGGGGUGGCAACUCCGGAUGGGGCAGCGGCAGCUCUGGCUGGAGCAGCGGCAACUCUGGAUGGGGCGGCAAUUCCGGAUGGGGCGGCGGCAACUCUGGCUGGAGCAGCGGCAACUCUGGAUGGAACGGAAACUCCGGAUGGGGCAGCGGCAACUCUGGCUGGAGCAGCGGCAACUCUGGAUGGUGGUAAAGGAUUAGGAUUACCUCUAAGCCCAACACACAAUCACAAUCCCAAUACCAAUCCCAAAUCCCUUUCUCUCUGCACCUGGUUCACACUUCACAUGAUUUUGUAACAUAGUUUUUAAGUA